Penaeus indicus is the source of this 540-nucleotide messenger RNA. RefSeq names its product transmembrane ascorbate-dependent reductase CYB561-like. The annotation marks the transcript as partial. Lineage: Eukaryota; Metazoa; Arthropoda; Malacostraca; Decapoda; Penaeidae. The transcript is spliced from 4 exons. The record is from RefSeq and is a predicted model, not a curated record. Gene Ontology annotation, molecular function: oxidoreductase activity.
AAGAAGAAGAAGCUGAAGAUCAUCCACACGCUGGUUCAGCUCGGGACCUUUCAUCUUCUCUGUGGUCGGGAUCGUCGGCCGUGUGUGUCGACUUCCACAAUGCACUUGGGCAUUCCCAAUAUGUACAGUCUGCACUCGUGGGUCGGUCUGUGUGUGGUUAUCCUGUUUGCCUGCCAGCCAUCUUUAAAAGAACUAGCAGUUAGAUGGAAUAGAACAUACUCAGAAGUGAAAAGUGGAGGUCAGACGGUGGCGACGUUCGAGCUCCUUUCGGUUAUUGUACUGCUGUUCUUGCUGCUGGUCUGCUUCCUUGCCGUUGUACAUCAGUUUUUUGGACUUGCAAUAUUUAUUGGUUCUGUAGCUUCAUGCCUUUUAGGCUUGACAGAAAAAGGCAUUCUUUUCGAUGCAAACUCGAAAUCAAAUGGUUACAACACUUACCACCUGAGGCAUCUUAAUGAAUGUUUAUCGGCAUUUUGUGAUUUCUUCGCGCGAGUAGUGGUCUAUCUGAUGUCCAACUCGCCAUUUCCGCCGGCAGACUUCUGA